This is a messenger RNA of Bipolaris sorokiniana ND90Pr, 1275 nucleotides long. RefSeq lists its product as uncharacterized. Lineage: Eukaryota; Fungi; Ascomycota; Dothideomycetes; Pleosporales; Pleosporaceae. The record is from RefSeq and is a predicted model, not a curated record. The transcript has 2 exons. The coding region runs from base 1 to 1275 and encodes 424 amino acids.
AUGGAUCCGCUGAGUGCCACGGCCAGCGUCAUCGCUAUCCUUCAGCUCUCAGCCAAAGUCCUUUCCUACUUGAACGACGUCAAGGACGCCUCCAAAGGCCGUGCGCAGUGCGCGAUCGAAGCUAGCAAUCUACACAACCUCCUGACAAACCUGAGAUUUCGACUAGAAGAGGGACAUGGCCACCAGCCGUGGUUCAGCGCAGUGCAAGCCCUUGCCGUCGAGAACGGGCCGCUCGACCAGUUCAAGCAAGCGCUGGAAACUCUGCAGGCAAAGAUGACAGACGGAGGUCGGCUGAAGAAAGUCAACCAGGCGUUGAUAUGGAAGUUCAAGAAAGAAGAGGUCGACACCAUCUUGGCUCGCAUGGAACGACUGAAAACGCUGGUGGAGAUCGCGUUACAGAUGGAUCACUUACGCGCAAGAAAACUCUCCCAAGCUAUCAAAGACGACACUGGCUCUAUUCGCACGCACGUAUCGGCUAUCGAGUCUGCUGUUAACAAAGUGCAGCAGGUACAAGUCACCGCAACCCAGCGCAUUCUUCUAGAAUGGAUAUCGUCGAGCGACUAUCCCGCUCAGCAAUCGGACAUCAUAAAGCGCAGGCAGGAAGGGACAGGCCAGUGGUUCCUACAUGCACCCGAAGUGGCAAGAUGGCUCGGUGACGCCAAGACCACCCUCUUCUGCCCAGGAAUCCCGGGUGCUGGCAAGACCAUGGUAGCGGCUAUUGCAGUCGAUCAGCUUCUAGACUUGGCGCAAAACGGCGCAUACGGAGUGGCGUACGUUUAUUGCAACUACAAAUCUCAAGCAGAUCAGGACAUCGUUAGCAUAUUAGCAGCCAUCCUCAAGCAGCUAGUUCAGAGCCGGCCGUCAGCACUGGGUCCUGUGGAAAGAUUACAUCAGAAACACGCCGGCCGCGGCACGAAGCCAUCGCUCGAUGAUAUAUACAGCACUCUUCGAGACGUGCUCACACAGUAUCCGUACGUUCAUAUAGUCGUCGAUGCGCUAGACGAGUGUCAGAACGAAACACGCCGGCAGCUAUGCACCAAGCUCUUCGAUCUACAGAAAGGAGCAGACAUGCGAUUAAUGGUCACCUCGCGUUUUGUGCCAGAUGUUGAGGACGCUUUUCGGCUAGCAUCGAGACUAGAGGUAGAGGCUAGUGAUGAGGACGUCAAGCAGUUCGUAGCUGGCCAAAUACACCGGCUGCCCGGAUGUGUCCAGCGCAGCGCAGCCCUGCAGAAAUUGGUGCAGGAAAGAGUAGUCGAGGCUGUCGGCGGCAUGUAA